Molecule: messenger RNA, 2290 nt
Organism: Vigna radiata var. radiata (mung bean)
Lineage: Eukaryota; Viridiplantae; Streptophyta; Magnoliopsida; Fabales; Fabaceae
Product: CBL-interacting serine/threonine-protein kinase 3
Exons: 15
Coding region: 755-2080 (441 amino acids)
Biological process (GO): protein phosphorylation; signal transduction
Molecular function (GO): protein kinase activity; ATP binding
Source: RefSeq, a predicted model, not a curated record
CACGUUUUUUUGUUUUUUUUUGUAUGUUUUUUUCCAUCUUUAUGUCUAUCCUCUUCUCAUACGAGCCUCAAGGUGUCCUAUAUAUAACAUACUUCCUCGUGCAGCUUUUGUGUUACUUGAAUUUUGGAAACUUGAUCUGCUUUUGCUUUGUUAUUUCAUUAUCAGUACCCCUUUGGGUCGUAUACUGGUUACCUGAACUGUCUUUUUGCUCAUCUUUGAAGAACUAUUUUAAAGUUCCUUUUUUUUUUUUUUUAUACUUCUGCCUUUUCAUUCCUUUUAUAAAUCUCUCCAUUCUUUCUUCAAAGUAAAAUUCUGGGUUUGUUUUUUUGUUUUCAAUUGGGGACACAGAAAUUAAAGAACUGAUUGGGCUUUCCACUUGUGUUGCUGGUUCUCUUAGAUUUGAAGCUUUUUGGUUGGUGGAUCCCAAAUUCAUGAAUGCCCCCUUUUCUUCUACCAAUAAGUUUUGUUGCUGAACAAAUUAGCCCUGUCUGGCUAAGGUUUUUGAGUCUGUAGUGCUGGAUAAUUGAUCUUUGUAUAUUAUUUCAACUUGAGGAUCUUCAGUUUUACCUUUUUAUCAUUGGUGGCUUUCUCACAAAUCUAGUCUCCGAAGUUAGUGAUUUCGAAGAGGUGUGCUGUGUUAACUUUCCUGUUUGUUUCAUAUUCAAGUUCAAUUCUGGUUGUGGGUUUAUCUUUUACUGGAAGACAAACUUUGAGGUAGAUUCCUCGUAGGUGGUCUCAAGUUCAUUUGAAAAGAAUGAGUCAGCCUAAGAUCAAGCGCAGAGUUGGUAAAUACGAGGUGGGGAGGACAAUUGGUGAAGGUACAUUUGCAAAGGUGAAAUUUGCAAGGAACUCUGAGACAGGAGAACCUGUGGCUCUUAAAAUUCUUGACAAGGAGAAGGUGCUCAAGCACAAGAUGGCUGAGCAGAUCAGGAGAGAGGUGGCUACAAUGAAAUUAAUCAAGCAUCCAAAUGUCGUUCGAUUGUAUGAGGUGAUGGGAAGCAAGACAAAAAUAUAUAUUGUUUUGGAGUUUGUGACUGGUGGGGAGCUCUUUGACAAAAUUGUAAACCAUGGACGGAUGAGUGAAAGUGAAGCUCGUAGAUAUUUUCAACAGCUUAUAAAUGCUGUUGAUUAUUGCCACAGCAGGGGUGUCUACCACAGAGACCUGAAGCCAGAAAAUUUGCUCUUAGAUACUUAUGGGAACCUUAAAGUUUCCGACUUUGGAUUGAGUGCCCUCUCCCAGCAAGUUAGGGAUGAUGGGCUUCUCCAUACUACAUGUGGGACACCAAACUAUGUUGCUCCAGAGGUCCUUAAUGAUCGAGGCUAUGAUGGUGCAACUGCAGACUUGUGGUCAUGUGGGGUGAUUCUCUUUGUAUUGGUUGCAGGUUACUUACCUUUUGAUGACCCUAAUCUUAUGAACCUGUAUAAGAAAAUCUCAGCUGCUGAAUUUACUUGCCCCCCGUGGCUUUCUUUCAGUGCCAGGAAAUUGAUUACACGAAUCUUGGAUCCUGAUCCCACAACUCGUAUCACUAUACCUGAGAUUUUGGAUGAUGAAUGGUUUAAGAAAGAUUAUAAGCCUCCUGUUUUUGAGGAGAAUGGGGAAAUCAACCUUGAUGACGUUGAAGCUGUCUUUAAAGAUUCUGAAGAGCACCAUGUGACAGAGAAGAAAGAAGAGCAGCCAACAUCCAUGAAUGCGUUUGAGUUAAUUUCCAUGUCCAAAGGGCUGAACCUUGAAAACUUGUUUGAUACAGAGCAGGGGUUCAAAAGGGAAACAAGAUUCACAUCAAAGUCACCUGCAGAUGAGAUAAUCAACAAGAUUGAGGAGGCUGCAAAACCUCUUGGCUUUGAUGUGCAGAAGAAAAAUUACAAGAUGAGGCUUGCAAAUGUGAAAGCUGGAAGAAAGGGAAACCUUAAUGUUGCCACUGAGAUAUUUCAAGUGGCACCUUCUCUUCACAUGGUUGAGGUACGGAAGGCAAAAGGAGACACAUUGGAGUUCCAUAAGUUCUACAAGAAGCUUUCAACAAGCCUGGAUGAUGUUGUUUGGAAAACAGAAGAUGAUAUGCAAAUGAGAGAAACAAAUUGAUAUUGAUAUUGAUAUUAUUAUUAUUAUUAUUAUUAUCAAGUGUAAUUUUCUUCAUUUCUGAAGUUCUACUAUUUUCCAAUUUCUUCAUUCUUAUUUCCUCUUAGGUUCCUUCCUGUAGGUUUGUUCGGACAUUCCAUAGUACUCAUAAUGUAUCUUGUACCAUGCUAUUAUUUUUGAAAGCAUGCAAUGUAAGAAUUUUACUCAUCAACA